Molecule: messenger RNA, 4929 nt
Organism: Lotus japonicus
Lineage: Eukaryota; Viridiplantae; Streptophyta; Magnoliopsida; Fabales; Fabaceae
Product: eukaryotic translation initiation factor 5B-like
Exons: 13
Coding region: 189-4328 (1379 amino acids)
Molecular function (GO): GTP binding; translation initiation factor activity; GTPase activity
Source: RefSeq, a predicted model, not a curated record
AAAUCCAAAUCCAACAAACAAAAAAACAUUCAACCCUAGAAAGCAUUCAGCAUAUAGAACUUGAACAAGCUUCAGCUGCUAGUGUUGUUGUUCUUCUUCUUCAGCGUCUCUGCCUCUUCCAUCACCGCCGCGCCGAACCAUCGUUUUCUUCUCGGAAUUCCCAAAUUUCUCGAUUCGUCUGAGGAGGAAUGGGGAGGAAGAAGCCGACAGUUCGAGACGAAGAGAAUCCGCCGCAGCAGGGCGGUGGAAAAUCGAAGAAGAAGGCUGUCCUCAUCGACGAUGAUGAAUACGCCAUCGGAAACGAGCUCUCUGAGGAGCAGCCGCCGCCGGCAGACGAGAAGCCCGCCGCCGCGGCUGGGAAGAAGAAGGGUAAGAAAGGUAACGCUAAAGCUGCACAAGCAAAUAAUGAUGAUGAUGGAGAUGAAGAUGAUGUGCCUGAAGUUGUGUUUGGUGGGAAGAAGAAAGGGAAGUCGAAAAAGGGUGGUGGGGGUAGUGUGUUCUCUGCGUCCAGUUUUGGUUUGCUUGGUGAUGGGGAGGAUGAGGAUGAUGAUGAAGAGAAAUCGGAGUUGACGGGUGAGGACGAGGAGGAUGAACAGGUGGUUAGUUUUGCUGGUAAGAAGAAGCCAUCAAAGGGGGGUUCGAAGAAAGGUGGAGCUAGUUUGUUUACUGCUUCGGCUUUCGAUGCUAUUGAUGAUGAGAAUGAUGGUGGGGAGGAGCAGGAGGAGGAGGAACCGGUUGUUAGUUUUGCUGGUAAGAAGAAGCCAUCAAAGGGUUCGAAGAAAGGCGGUGGUAGUUUGUUCAAUGCCGCCGCUUUUGAUGAUGAUAAUGAUGGUGAUGUGAUGGAUAAUUCUGUGGACGAUGGGAGGGAUGGGAAUGAUGAUGUGGAUGAACCAGUUAUUGCUUUCACGGGGAAGAAGAAGUCCUCCAAAGGAAGCAAGAAGGGUGGUGCUUUAUUUUCAGCUGCGAGUUUUGAUGAUGUAGAUGAGGCUAAGGAUGAUAAGGAAGAAGAUGAUGAUGAAGAUAUAGGACCAAUCACUUUCUCAGGUAAGAAAAAGAAGUCAUCGAAGUCUUUGAAGAAGGAUUUUAGUUCACUGAGUACUGCUGUUCCUGAUGAGGAUAAUAUUUCUGUACCCGAGUCAGCUAAAGGCGGUGAUGAUGAGGACGAGGAAGAUGUUUCUUUAGUUGCAUUUUCGGGUAAAAAGAAGUCUUCCAAAAAGAAAAGCAGCAGUGCUGCUGCCAAAGUGAGUGAUGGAAUUGGGUUUGUGAGUGAAAGUAUUGAGUUUGUUAAGCCUGAGCAACCCAGUGUUGGAAUAGGUAAUACUGAUGCUGACAACAACUCCGUUAACAAGAGUGAAGAGGUCUCUGAAACUUCCAAGAAUAAGAAGAAGAAUAAGAAGAAGAGUGGAAGGACUGCUCAAGAGGAGGACGAUCUAGACAAGAUUCUUGCAGAACUUGGUGAGGCUCCUCCUAUAGCAAAACCUGCUGUUCCUCCACCGCAGGAUGAUAAAGUUCAGCCUACUCCUGAAGUAGGUUCUGCUGCUGAUGCUUCAGGGGAAAAGGGGGGAGGAGAGGAGACUGUAGAGUCGGCUGCGGCAAAAAAGAAGAAAAAGAAGAAGGAAAAGGAAAAGGAGAAGAAGGCAGCUGCAGCAGCAGCUGGAAGUGCACCAGCAAAUGAAACUGUAGAAGUUAAAGCUGAGGUUGUUGAAUCAAAGAAGAAUGAGUCUAAGACUAAAGCAGCUGACAAGAAAUUGCCAAAGCAUGUUAGGGAGAUGCAGGAAGCACUGGCUCGGAGAAAAGAAGCUGAAGAAAGGAAGAAAAGAGAAGAGGAGGAGAAGUUAAGGAAAGAAGAAGAGGAGCGACGCAGGCAAGAGGAACUUGAGAGACAGGCUGAAGAAGCUAGACGCAGAAAGAAGGAAAGGGAAAAGGAGAAACUCCUGAAAAAGAAGCAAGAGGGUAAACUGUUAACUGGUAAGCAGAAAGAAGAACAACGCCGUCUGGAGGCAAUGAGGAGGCAAAUUCUCAGUACUGGGGUUGCAACUCUUCCUACCGGGGACGCGGGUGCUCCAGCCAAAAAACCCAUAUAUCAGACGAAGAAGUCAAAACCAUCCAAUCGUAAUCAGAAUGGUGCAGCUACUAUUCAGACAACUGAAAGUUUUGAAGCAAAGGAGACUACCACUGAUGUGGAUUCUGAGGAACCAAAAAAGGUUGAAGAAGUGGAGUCAGUGCAGGUGGAGGACAAAGUUGAACUUCCUGAAGUUGUUGAAGAGGAUGUAGUUGAAGAUGAUGAUGAUGUAGAGGAUGAAUGGGAUGCAAAAAGCUGGGAUGAUGUUAAUCUGAAUGCAAGAGGCGCAUUUGAUGAUGAAGAGGAAGACUCAGAGCCUGAACCAAUUGUCAAAAAGGAGAGUAAACAAGCUUUACCUGCUACCAGUGCUGCAGGUGCUACUAAUAAAGAAAUUGAAGAUAAAAAGCCAGUUAGUGGUGUGGACAAAAAUAGUAAGCAACCACCUAAGUCUGAUGUGCCUCCUAAACUGAAUGAUGAGAACCUCCGCUCCCCAAUUUGCUGUAUCAUGGGGCAUGUGGACACCGGUAAGACCAAGCUGCUGGAUUGUAUUCGAGGUACUAAUGUUCAAGAGGGUGAGGCUGGCGGUAUCACACAACAGAUUGGUGCAACAUACUUUCCUGCUGAGAACAUUCGUGAUAGAACAAAAGAACUUAAAGCUGAUGCCACGCUGAAAGUUCCUGGUCUACUGGUUAUUGAUACCCCAGGGCACGAAUCGUUUACUAACUUAAGGUCUCGCGGUUCAGGGCUAUGUGACAUUGCAAUUUUGGUUGUUGACAUUAUGCAUGGCUUAGAGCCACAAACAAUAGAAUCACUCAAUCUAUUAAAAAUGAGGAACACAGAAUUCAUUGUUGCCUUGAAUAAGGUUGACAGACUUUAUGGGUGGAAAACAUGUCGCAAUGCUCCAAUUGGUAAAGCAAUGAGGCUGCAGUCUAAGGAUGUUCAAAAUGAAUUCAAUAUGAGGCUCACUCAGAUUAUUACUCAAUUCAAGGAACAAGGGCUAAAUACUGAGUUGUAUUAUAGAAACAAAGAAAUGGGAGAAGUAUUCAACAUUGUGCCUACUAGUGCAAUAAGUGGUGAAGGUAUCCCAGAUAUGUUAUUACUAUUGGUUCAGUGGACGCAAAAAACAAUGGUUGAGAAGCUUACAUAUAGUGAUGAAGUGCAGUGUACUGUUCUGGAGGUCAAGGUUGUUGAAGGCCAUGGAACUACUAUUGAUGUUGUCUUAGUUAAUGGUGUUCUUCAUGAAGGAGAUCAAAUUGUUGUCUGCGGAAUGCAGGGGGAACCAAUUGUUACCACAAUUCGAGCUUUAUUGACACCUCAUCCAAUGAAGGAACUCCGUAUUAAGGGGACAUAUAUCCAUCACAAAGAAAUCAAAGCUGCGAUGGGUAUAAAGAUCACUGCCCAGGGGCUUGAACAUGCUAUUGCUGGCACUAGUUUAUAUGUGGUGAAACCUGACGAUGAUUUGGAAGAUAUUAAAGCGGCUGCUGUGGAAGAUAUGAAGUCAGUAACAAACAGGACUGACAAGAGUGGUGAGGGUGUUUGUGUACAAGCAUCUACCCUUGGCUCAUUGGAAGCUUUACUGGAGUUUUUGAAAACUCCAGAAGUGAGUAUUCCUGUUAGUACUAUUAGUAUAGGCCCUGUACACAAAAAGGAUGUAAUGAAAGCCAGCGUAAUGCUUGCAAAGAAACGGGAGUAUGCUGCUAUAUUGGCAUUUGACGUCAAAGUCACUCCAGAGGCUAAGGAUCUUGCAGAGGAAUUGGGGGUCAAAAUUUUUAUUGCGGAUAUCAUUUAUCAUCUGUUUGAUCAGUUUAAAGAGUAUAUUGACAAAAUUAAGGAGGAGAAAAAGAUAGAAUCUGCAGAUGAGGCAGUCUUCCCAUGUGUUUUGAAAAUCUUACCGAAUUGCGUUUUCAACAAGAAGGAUCCCAUUGUUUUGGGAGUUGAUGUCCUUGAAGGCAUUGCAAAGGUUGGGACUCCAAUUUGUAUUCCUUCCAAAGAGUUCAUUGAUAUUGGUCGCCUUGCCUCCAUUGAGAAUAACCAUAAACCUGUCGAUUAUGCGAAGAAGGGGCAGAGAGUAGCCAUUAAGAUUGUCGGCAGCAAUUCUGAGGAGCAACAGAAGAUGUUUGGGAGGCAUUUUGAAAUUAAUGAUGAACUUGUGAGCCAUAUUUCACGGAGAUCAAUUGAUAUACUCAAAACUAAUUACCGGGAUGAACUGAGUAAUGAGGAAUGGAGAUUGCUCGUGGCAUUGAAGAAACUUUUCCAGAUACAAUGAGGAUUGAGGAGGUUUGACAUGUGGGAGUAUUCAUUCAUAUCAGAAAAGCUAUGUUUCAGUGAAAUGUUUGGUUUGGUACACUUUUUGAGGAUGCGGUUGGAUUCGCCAUGGAGACCAAUAAAGCUGAUGCAAAGAUUCCAAUGGAGGGCGUUGUAUAUUGUGGAGAGGCCAAGUGACUUUUCGAAGAAACUCUUGCUCUGUCAGCUGGGAAGCUCGGGCUAACAGAGUAAAAAAGGGAAACUGUCCAGGUCUGAAUUCUGUACAAUUAUGUGGUAUACAUGGAGGCAAAUAAGGGUUCUAAUUUGCACUUGUCCACUGAGGGAUUGCAAGUUUUUACGGGAGUAUUUGUUGAUGUGCCAAAAAAAUUAAUUACACUUUUGGUUUCCGUGAUACAUUCAUACAAAAUUGUUGUAUAAAUUUUUUCAAUGAGGCACGUUAUUUUUGCGAGUUAUGUGCCCUUUUGUUUCCUGCCAAGCAUUUUGGUUAAGGAAACAGGCACGAGUAAUGCAAGGCUUCAACUGGGGUUGUGAACCCCAAAUAUUUUAAUGUGACAAAUGUGCUGAUUAAACAGUUUUACCCACGGGUAGGGCAUUGGUUUGCA